Molecule: messenger RNA, 2698 nt
Organism: Myotis brandtii (Brandt's bat)
Lineage: Eukaryota; Metazoa; Chordata; Mammalia; Chiroptera; Vespertilionidae
Product: mediator of RNA polymerase II transcription subunit 26-like
Biological process (GO): regulation of transcription by RNA polymerase II; positive regulation of gene expression
Cellular component (GO): mediator complex; core mediator complex; nucleus
Molecular function (GO): transcription coregulator activity
Source: RefSeq, a predicted model, not a curated record
UGGCUCCUGCAGGGCUCCGGAGGCUCCUCCUCUGGUGGCGGCACCGCCCCGGGCCCAAGCCUGAGCCCCGGCUCCCUCUCCGCCACCCCGCGAGCCCCCUCAUCCUCCAGCGCCUCAGGGAACAGGAGGCUCCGCUCUCGGAGGCCUGCGAGUGAGUGACCCUCAUCCCCUGUCUCAGCCAGCCUGCCCACCGGCCUGGCCCCUUCCCCCCCCUCUGGCCCAGGCAAUGGCAGCGGCUCCGUCCUCUCCGCAGCAGAUCAGGGACCGGCUGCUGCAGGCCAUCGAUCCCCAAAGCAACAUCCAGAACAUCGUGGUGGUGUUGGAAAUCAUCUCCAGCCUGGAGAAAUACCCCAUUACCAAAGAGGCACUGGAGGAGACGCGACUUGGGAAACUCAUCAAUGACGUCCGCAAGAAGACCAAGAAUGAAGAGCUCGCCAAGCGGGCCAAGAAGCUGCUGCGGAACUGGCAGAAGCUCAUUGAGCCUGUGCACCAGAAUGAGGCAGUGCUGCGGGGGCUGGCAGGUGCCCCUGGCUCUGCUAACGGGGGUGCCCACAACUGCCGGCCAGAGGUGGGGGUGGCCAGCGCACCCAAGAGCAUCCAUGACCUGAAGAACCGCAAUGACAUCCAGAGACUGCCUGGGCUGCGGCUGGACAGGCUGGGCAGUCACAAGCGCCGGGGGGACCAGCGUGACCUUGGCCACCCUGGGCCACCUCCCAAGGUCUCCAAAGUAACUCAUGACUCCCUGGUUCCCAACUCAUCACCUCUCCCCACCAAUGGGAUAGGUGGGAGCCCCGAGAGCUUCCCAGGUCCCCUGGACAGUGGCAGACACGUGGGCCCUGAGGGCAGCUGCCUGGAGCAGGGCGAGAAUGACAAGCACAGCAUCAAGAUCCCCAUCAAUGCUGUGAGGCCGCACACCAGCUCCCCAGGUCUGGGCAAGCCCUCCGGGCCCUGCUUGCAAAGCAAGGCUGCAGUGCGACAGCAGCUGGAAAGGGCGGACCAGACCUCGGGACCUCCCCACCCCAAAGGGCCACCUCGCUGCUCCUUCAGUCCCCGGAACUCACGGCACCAGGGCUCCUUUCCCCAGUCGCUCGAUGUCACGCAGGUGCCAUCACCACUGCCACUUGCCCAGCCAUGCACACGCCCUGUGCGGCGGCUAGAGCUGUUGCCCAGUACUGAGAGCCCAGUGCACUGGCUAGAGCAGCCUGAGGGCCACCAGCGACUGGCAGGGCCGGUCUGCAAGGCAGGGCUGUCGCCAGCUGAGUCCAUCCUACCCCGGGCUGGCUUCUCCCCAGACUCCUCUAGGGCGGACAGUGAUGCAGCCUCCUCUGGUGGUUCAGACAGCAAAAAGAAGAGGAAACAGCCUCGUGACUACACGGUGAACUUGGGCGGCCAAGUGGCCGAGGCAGGCGUCAAGCCUGUGCGGUUAAAAGAGCGGAAGCUCACCUUGGACCCCAUGACAAGACAGAUCAAACCUCUGACCCAGAAAGAGCCAGUGCGGGCCGACAGCCCUGUGCACACGGAGCAACCCAGGACAGGGCUGGACAAACCCGAGGCCAAGACCAGCCUCCAAAGCCCCUUUGAGCAGACGAACCGGAAGGAGCUGUCGCGCAAUGAGAUCAUUCAGUCCUACCUAAGCCCGCAGAGCAGCUUGCUCUCAUCCUCGGGCGCACAAACCCCAGGGGCCCACCACUUCAUGUCUGAGUUCCUGAAACAGGAGGAGAGCACCCAGCGUGGGGCCAGGACGCCACAGGUGCUACUGCCUCCAGGCCCAUCCACUGACCUCCCGGAGCUAAGCCGCCAGGUCACCCAGAACGAUCUGGACAGAAUCCACGCCCACCAGUGGCCAGGGGUGAAUGGGUGUGUGGACACACUGGGUAACUGGUAUGACUGGACGCAGUGCAUAUCGCUUUAUCCGCACGGUGACGGCGGGCGAUUGAACAUGCUGCCUUAUGUUUGCUUAGACUGAUUGGCCCCUCAGCCUCUAAGUGCAUUCCCACCUUGCAGUUAGCAGGAGGGUGGCCAGGCCUGGAAGCCUCGUGGUUUGGAGCCCAGCUGAGGCAGAAGGGAGGGGCGGGAGUCUUAGGUCUCUCUAAGCUCUUCCCUCAAAAUUCUCCUUCUUUUGUGAAAUGCUGCUACCAGUUUACUAACAAAAUUACAAAGGAAGGACCGCGUGGAAGGAAGGCCGGCAAAGUGAGUUCAGAACUCUAUAGCAAACCAGCUAUAAAACGCGUCAGCUCCCCACCCCAGGAGAGGUGCGGACACUUCCCAGCAUCCAUGAGCUGGGACCUCAGUUGCAGGCAGGCACAGAAAACCUGUGGGAGAAGUUACCUUUAACACAGUGACAGAAGCAUGCAUCGCAUCUAUCUGCAUUUUCUGUUCUUUCAUUUGGCCCUGAGUGUUUGAGGCAGUGGGCAACCUCAUGGCCUAUUUGCACCCCAUCCAGCCAGUGUUUCCAUCAUGGUGCCAGAUGUAAUGAGCUGCUGGCAUCAGGUGGCCAGCCUGUUUGACCCACACUCCAUGGGCAUCCACACAUGAGUAUUUCGUUUCAGUUCAAACUCACUUUUUAAAGAAAUGCUGCAAAAAUUUGUUUUCUAGAGUUUAUUCCAUUCCAUUUCACCACCAGCCAAAUAAUGUUCCUUUCUAUUUUUUCAUUUUCCCUUUUCUGCACAUAUCUAGAAAAACUUCACCUUUCUAGAGU